Messenger RNA from Oppia nitens, 2812 nucleotides. RefSeq lists its product as uncharacterized. The transcript is spliced from 6 exons. The record is from RefSeq and is a predicted model, not a curated record. Bases 90 to 2663 code for a protein of 857 amino acids. Gene Ontology annotation, biological process: proteolysis. NCBI's taxonomy places the organism in Eukaryota, Metazoa, Arthropoda, Arachnida, Sarcoptiformes, Oppiidae. Gene Ontology annotation, molecular function: serine-type endopeptidase activity.
UAAUAGCAGUUACUGUCCAAACUUUGUGGGCCUAUGAAUGCGGCAAUUCAACCAUCAAACGGGUUAGCGAUGGACAGGAUGUCCAACGUAUGGCCUGGCCGUGGAUGACGUACCUCAAGUCUUUUGGUGACGAAUAUAUCGAAAAUGGAAUGAUAUUAUCUAAUGUAUUUACUUGCGGCGGUAGUCUAAUCAAUGAUCAAUGGGUUUUAACUGCAGCUCAUUGUGUUGUUGAUGAAGAUAACAGAAAUCAGAAAUUCCAGAUGAUUCGAAUUAGUUUUGGCGAACACAAUAUAAAAGAUGAAAAUAAUCCAGAUAAAAGAAUUAGAAUAUCUUACUAUAAUGACAUUUUCGUUCAUCCUGAGUAUAAUAGUGAAACUAAAUCCAAUGAUAUAGCAUUAAUAAGAUUUCCACCAUUACGUUUGGAUGAUAAAGAUAAACAUUUACAACCAAUUUGUUUGCCACCAACAGUUAAUAGUCGGUAUGCUAACGGCGCCAAUUGUACGUUAACUGGUUGGGGUCGGACGAGAUACACCAAAAAAUCAGAUAUAUUACAAGAACUUGAUGUCAAAGUUUUUCCAUAUAACGUGUGUAAAUCCAUAUAUAAUAACAACAAUAAUUACGAUAACAAGAGAUUGUGUGUCAAAAAUGAUGGCUGGAGAAGGUUUGCCGGACCGGGCGAUAGUGGCGGACCAUUGAACUGUCAACUGUCCAGUAGAGCCUGGGCUGUCGAAGGUAUUGCAUCGUAUAUAAGUAGUAAUGAAACAAUUAAUAGAAAGCCAGAUGUCUAUACUAAUGUUUUACCAUAUGUUCAUUGGAUCAAAAAUAUAACCGGAAUUACAACAUUGUUAGGACAGUGGUUACCAAUCCUGCGAAUCGGUUAUACAACUAUUGAACCGGAAGUUAUUGAUCGACUAAGAAAACAGUCGGCACCCAUGUAUGUGGCUGUCAUGGGUUGGGACGGUUCCCGUGGAACGGGAUGUAUAGUAGGUCAUCAUCUAUCGGUUAAUAACACAUUUACGGUACGUGUACUGACCUGUGCGCACGCUGUCUGCCUGCAGCUACCCGUCCAGGUCUACGGUAUCCGUAUAUCUGGCCCGACUGGUCAAACAGGACGGGUAGUCGUGAUGGAUCCGGGAUUAGAUCUGGCACUGGUUGAACUCAGUGUCGAUUCAACCGCUAGUAUACUAGACUUUCAGUGGUUGCCGACCACUGCCGACGGCGCUUCCGACGGCCAGUUGUUUGGCCAACCAGUCCUGGCGUUCGGGUUUCCCACUGAUAGCUACAAUCUGUGUACGGGUUUGGUUAGCUGUCCGGCUGGCCAACGGUUUGCUGAAGAAAACUAUAGACAUUUUGCUGCCGCACGUCAUGUUGAUCUAACCUCCCAAUACCUACACUACCCCAUACCGGAUCAGCAGUCAAUAAUGGGAGGUCAGGGACAAUAUCCAGCGGACGGUACGUUCAAUAUUGAACAUACAGCUCAAACAGAGUCGGGCUAUUCGGGUGGUCCGCUAAUUGAUGCCGAUUCGGGACAACUGUUGGGUAUUAAUCAUUCAAUUGGUGUGAAUAUAACAUUUGCCAGUUCUAGCAAUUAUAUCAAUGAUUUAUUAGAUAAGGCCGACAUAUGUAAGGACAGACAGUUUCAGAGACGUCGGUUAGAGCACCGGCCUAUCAGAUUGGGCGUCGAGUUUGCCUACUAUUUUGAUUCAUGCAGUCUUACCGAUAAAAUUAUCGAUACCGACGGCAAUUUGAAACUUUGUUUUCUACUAUUAGCAGUUACUACUAUCGAAAGUCUAUGGGCCUAUGAAUGCGGUAAUUCAACCAUCAAACGGGUUAGCGAUGGACAGGAUGUCCAACGUAUGGCCUGGCCGUGGAUGACAUUUAUCCAGUCUAUUGCUAGUGAAGUUCAUAUGGGAAAUGGAAGGAUUCAAAGCAAGGGAUUUAAUUGCGGCGGUAGUCUAAUCAAUGAUCAAUGGGUUUUGACUGCAGCCCAUUGUGUCGUUGAUGAAAAAACUAAUGUGAAAUACAAGAAAUAUACGCUAACUUUUGGCGAACACAAUAUAAAUGAUAAAUAUAAUCCGGAUAAAAGAAUUAGAUUUUCUAACUAUGAUAACGUUUUCGUUUAUGAUGGCUACGAUGGAGAAACUGUAACCAAUGAUAUAGCAUUAAUAAAAUUAGACAAGCCAUUACGUUUGGACGAUCGUGAUAAACAUUUACAACCAAUUUGUUUGCCGCCAACAGUUAAUGCCCAGUACGCUAACAACAAUUGUACGCUAACUGGUUGGGGUGAGACUCAAUCUGGCCAAGCAUCUGAUAUACUACAAGAACUUGAUGUCAUAAUUUUAUCACCAAACGUUUGUAAAUCCAAAUAUCAAGGCAAAUAUUACGAUGAAAAUACGAAAUUGUGUGUCGAAGAUGAUGGCUUAACUAGAUUUUCCGGACAUGGCGAUAGUGGCGGACCACUUAACUGUCAACUAGCCAGCAGAGCCUGGGUUGUCCAAGGUAUUGUUUCGUAUACUAGUAAACAGGACUAUAGUAUAGGUAGAAAAAAUUUAUUCGAUGAUACAGUAGAAAUUAUAGGAACUAAAAGAAUCAAACUUCCAGACGUCUAUACUAGUGUUGUAGCAUAUAUUCCAUGGAUUAAAAGAAUAACCGGAAUGAAAUAAUGAUCAUGAUGUUUUUUUCUUAAUUUUUUUUAAUUAAGAAAUAAAUCUCCACACCUAACGGUACUGAUUAAAGCGAAAAAAAAAUUAUAAAAUCUAUAAAAUCUAUAAAAUCUAUAAAAUCUAUAAAAUCUAUAAAAUCUAUAAAAUCU